Balaenoptera ricei (Rice's whale) is the source of this 1920-nucleotide messenger RNA. RefSeq names its product zinc finger and SCAN domain containing 4 (gene ZSCAN4). NCBI's taxonomy places the organism in Eukaryota, Metazoa, Chordata, Mammalia, Artiodactyla, Balaenopteridae. The transcript is spliced from 5 exons. Gene Ontology annotation, biological process: regulation of transcription by RNA polymerase II. The record is from RefSeq and is a predicted model, not a curated record. The coding region runs from base 284 to 1603 and encodes 439 amino acids. Gene Ontology annotation, molecular function: RNA polymerase II cis-regulatory region sequence-specific DNA binding; DNA-binding transcription factor activity, RNA polymerase II-specific.
GCCUGAAUUAAAGCCCAUAUAUCCGAAAGUCUGCAGUGGGGAGAUUUCCCUAAAGUUCCAGGGAGGAGCCUUGGGAAGGCACAUCAGAUGAACCCAGUUCAGAAAGUGAGUCACACAGCGAGUCCUCAGCCUUCAGCUCAAGAUUACCCAGUCUGAAGUUCAGUCUUCUGGAGGAGUUUGCAGUUCUUAAACAUCCACCAGUUGUUGAAAGAGAUCCCCCAAGAAACAAGUCAGCACAGAUUGAAUCCCUGAAGUUGCGGCUCUCUGAGAAUUCUUGUUAAGAAUGGCUUUAGACCUCAGAAUCUCCUUUCAAGAUGAACCAUCCAGGAAGGAUCCUGGGUCAGAUAAUCUAGAGCUUAAACCCAGCCAAGGAUCUGCCAUCCAGGAGGGAGAGGGGAUCUCUGAGUUCCGGAGCACUCAGCUCAGCUUAUUUCAAAACAGCAAUAACUCAUGUGCAAGGCAGGAGCUGCAAAGACUCUAUAAAUUAUUUCACUCAUGGCUGCAGCCAGAAAAACACAGCAAGGAUGAAAUAAUUUCUCGUUUGGUCCUGGAACAGUUUAUGAUCAAUGGCCGCUGCGGUGACAGGUCCACUUUACAAGAGAAAUGGAAUGCAAGCGGCAGAAACCUGGAGAAAUUCAUGGAAGAUCUGACCGAUGAUGGCAUGAAGCCACCUGGCUUAGUCCACGUCCACAUGCAGGGACAGGAAGCCCUCUUUUGUGAGAAUAUGCCCUUAAGAGAAGUCAUUGUUCACUUCACAAAACAGUUGUCGACAGGAACUCCAGCAAGAGAGAACAUGGGGACACCUUUCUGGACUCCUCAAGAUACUUCCCUGGAAACAAGACAAAAAAGUGAAGGUAAAGAAAAUGGUGGCAACAUUUCUUUGAAAACAUGUCAAGUAAAUGACCGUAUUGCUAGUCCAAACAAUCAAAUACCUUUCCUACUCAUUAUCCAAGAAGAGAACAGUCCGAGGCCUGAAGAAGGAGGUGUUUGUUUGGAGAAUCCACUCAGCUCCAGAAGAGCAGGUCCAGGCCCCUCCAGGUCCCAGGAAGGGUCCCUGAAAGGACCCUCCUAUCAAGAUGUCAUUGUGGAGGUGGAACCAGAGUUUCUUUUCAAGCCAGACCAGGUCACCCUUGAGCCUGUUUCUACCCACCAGAGCACUGAGGGGAACUCUGCACGUGGGGAACACCAAGAAAGAUUCCACGGAGCCCCAAAAGUAUACAAAUGUGAGACGUGUCCCAAGAUCUUUAGGUAUUCCUCUCGGUUAAAAGUUCACCAGAAAAGACACAAUAAUGAGAGGACAUAUAUUUGUGCCGAGUGUGGCAAAGGCUUCUUCCAGGCAUCAGACCUACAUGUGCAUCAGAGGAUUCAUGCAGGAGAGAAGCCUUUCAUGUGCAGCAUGUGUGAAAUGGCCUUCAGCCACAAAACCAACCUUCGGGCCCACGAGAGAAUCCACACGGGAGAGAAGCCCUAUGUAUGUUCCCUUUGCCAGAGACGCUUCCGCCAGUCCUCCACCUACCACCGCCACCUUAGGUUUCACCAGAAAAUUGCCCUCAAAAGUGUUCCCUCCACGCUAAAUGCUUCCUUGGCUAUGGCCCCAAUGUGAUGUAUAGAAAUUAUGUAUGUGCGUAUGUUUAUUUCCAUAGUACUGCUCUAUAGAAUAUACUUUAUAAAAAUAAUUAAAGGGCUUCCCUGGUGGUGCAGUGGUUGAGAAUCUGCCUGCCAAUGCAGGAGACAUGGGUUCGAGCCCUGGUCUGGGAAGAUCCCACAUGCUGCGGAGCAGCUAGGCCCGUGAGCCACAAUUACUGAGCCUGCGCGUCUGGAGCCUGUGCUCCGCAACAAGAGAGGCCACGAUAGUGAGAGGCCCACGCACCGCGAUGAAGAGUGGCCCCCGCUUGCCGCAACUAGAGAAAGCCCUCGCAC